AUGUUCUUUUCAUCCAUUCUUCAGCAGCUGAGCAAUCAGCAACCGACUGGUAUCAACAACGCAACAAUGAAUAUUGGAUUUAGAACUCUCGGAUUAAAUAUUCAUUUGCAAAACAUUCCUUUGGACGAAGGUGCAGAAUGUCAGGAAACUUUCUCCGACGUUUAUUCAACACAAUCCCAACCAUCGAUGGCUCAACCACAAAUUCUUCCUUCAUCACCACCUUCAACGGGCAAUAGCCUGUUAUUCCAACAGAUUUUGGCUGCAUGCAAACAAACUUCAUUCGACAGCAACAAACUUUCAUCUAUUGAGUCAUUAGCUUCCUCGUGCUCGAAAAGCAACUCUUUCCACUCGAUCUCUAUCCAAGAACUUGGUACCAUCUUGGCAAGCUUUGGUUUUGAAGCUAACAAGCUACAGGCAAUAUCUAUCUUGAAAAGAUACAAUCAACUGGCUGGAAUGACUUGUUAUGGUGUGGGUGAAGCGUUGAAAAAGUCGUUCACUUUUGAUAAUUCAAGAUGUCAGGCACUGCAAGAUUUAUUUCAUAUGAUUCAUGAUAGAGGUCAAAAUUAUGAACUCGUUCUCAAGGCCUUUGAUUUUCGUUCAAAUCAAGAACAGGCAAGAAAACUAUUAUUGUCUUUUCAAUAA
Messenger RNA from Naegleria lovaniensis, 642 nucleotides. RefSeq lists its product as uncharacterized. Bases 1 to 642 code for a protein of 213 amino acids. The transcript has a single exon. Lineage: Eukaryota; Heterolobosea; Eutetramitea; Acrasida; Naegleriidae. The record is from RefSeq and is a predicted model, not a curated record.